AUGGAAAACUCCAAGUACUUGUUUCUUCAAAUUGCAUGCUUCAUCCUCUUGUUAUCCUUGUCUCCUUCAUAUGCUCACAACAAGAGCCAUGAAAGCACGCCACCUCCUGAUGGUUCCCAAGCAAAAGUUGAUUUCAAAGGUUGCUUCAAUAAGGUUUAUGCUUUCGGUGAUUCAGACACAGACACUGGAAAUGCUCACAACUUGGGUGAUCUCAAAUCCUUCAUUAGCACUUUAUUCUCUCACGCUUGGUCCCCAUAUUGCUCCUCAGAGAAUUCAAAGUUGUCUGGUUAUCGACUAUCUAAUGGCCGCUUAGUCAUUGAUUUCCUAUGUGAAGCUCUCAACAUACCCCACUUGUCAGCCUAUAAAGGCUCUUCCGCAAACUUCUCAGGUGGUGCAAACUUUGCAGUAGCCGGAUCAACGGCUCUUUCAAGUAAUCUCUUCAGUCAUUUCAAUUUCGGUAAUCCCCUUAUGUGGAAACCAAAUCCAGAGAGUAUCUUAACUCAAAUUGAUUGGUUCCAUAACUUUGUUGGGGAGAGAGAAUGCCAGGGAAAAGAUGUGGCUGCAUGCAAAUCAGAGCUUGGGAAUGCUCUCUUUUGGAUAGGUCAGAUUGGUGGCAAUGACUAUGCUCGUCUUUUUGCCUCCUCCAUUGGCCUUGCUAUUGCCAAUAAGCAAUUCACAGAGCAAGCUGUUAAUCACAUCUGCACACUUGCAUUGGGGCUAUUGGACAAGGGUGCAAAGUUCCUUGUGGUUCAAGGGCUACCACCAAUUGGGUGCCUUCCAUUGCAGUUAGCAACAUCUCCCUCAAAUGAUCGUGAUCAAAAUGGGUGUUCAGCUAGUGCCAACUCGGUAAUAAAGGGUCACAACAAUCUUCUCCAGAAGAGGUUGGAUGAAAUUCGAACCCAAUACAAAGAUUCUAUGAUCCUAUAUAUUGAUUUUUACAAAGCAUUCACAACAAUAUUGGAAAAGCACACACAAUACCAGUUUGACGAACCCUUCAAGGCAUGUUGUGGAGCUGGGGGAGGACCAUUCAACUAUCAACCAAACCUCCUUUGUGGAGCUUUUGGCACCUCUAAUUGCAAGAACUCCAGCACCCAUAUUAACUUUGAUGGGGUCCACUUGACUGAAAAUAUGCAUUUACACCUCUCUGAUCUCUUCUUCAACCAAGGCUUUUGUACACCAUCAUUUGCAGAUCUGAUUAAGAAGAAGAAAGGCCAAUAUUAAAAUGUCUGAUAUUGGCCUACCAGUUCUGUUUUUAGUAAUAAAUAUUUGAUGGCUGAUGCCAAAUGUUGCGAGGUAGAUUAGUAGUAGGCUCCCAAUGGUGGCAUUCGGAGAGCUGGAUAAUAUUUCUUGUUUCAAGAUAGUUUACUAUCCUUUUACCUUAUUAUUGUUUUUUUAAAUGUUACAUAAGUACCUUGGGUCUUGAACCAGGGCUUCACUUUUUACUGUACACUCAGGGUCGGAUCAUCAGCUUUCAUGGCCUGAGG
Molecule: messenger RNA, 1484 nt
Organism: Quercus robur (English oak)
Lineage: Eukaryota; Viridiplantae; Streptophyta; Magnoliopsida; Fagales; Fagaceae
Product: GDSL esterase/lipase At3g48460-like
Exons: 2
Coding region: 1-1221 (406 amino acids)
Molecular function (GO): hydrolase activity, acting on ester bonds
Source: RefSeq, a predicted model, not a curated record